Messenger RNA from Rana temporaria (common frog), 1034 nucleotides. RefSeq names its product RCC1-like G exchanging factor-like protein. Lineage: Eukaryota; Metazoa; Chordata; Amphibia; Anura; Ranidae. The record is from RefSeq and is a predicted model, not a curated record.
UUUUUUUUGCCUUUUGUUGCAAGAAAGCUGCAUGGAUGCAGCCAAUGCAAAUAAUAACUGCUGAAAACUUUUUUCUUUUUUUUCCUCCAAGUGAAAGCCAGUUGGUGCACAGAGUAAGACCAUUGGCGAGCAAAGUUGUUCAGGUAGUAUGUGGUCAAGAUCACAGUCUCUUCAGGACCGAGCUAGGAGAGGUGUAUGCAUGUGGUUGGGGAGCUGAUGGCCAAACAGGCCUUGGUCAUUACAACAUCUGCAGUGUUCCUACAAAGUUGUCUGGGGAUUUGGCUGGUGUGAAUGUUGUCCAGUUGGCAACCUAUGGAGAUUGCUGUCUGGCUGUAUCAGAAGAGGGUCAGGUGUAUGGCUGGGGAAACUCGUACUUACAGUUUGCAUCCAUCACUGACCUUUCACAGGUCAAUGUUCCGAGGUGCCUACCAUUUCAGAAUGUUGGGAAGGUGAAGCAGGUGGCGUGCGGUGGAACAAGCUGUGCUCUAUUAAAUGAUGAUGGCAAUGUUUUUGUUUGGGGUUAUGGAAUACUGGGAAAAGGGCCCACAUUUCUGGAGUCGGCUAUCCCUGAGAUGAUUCCUCCAACACUAUUUGGUCAGAAUGACUACAACAAAGCUAUCGGAGUCUUGAAGAUCUUUUCAGGGCUUGGCCAUUUCGCUGCUGUAACAGAUGUCGGAGAACUUUUUGUUUGGGGUAAAAACUUGAGAGGCUGUUUAGGUACUGGAAGGUUGGAAGAUCAGUAUUUUCCAUGGCGGGUAACUGUUCCUGGAGAAGUGGUGGACGUUGCCUGUGGUGUAGACCAUAUGAUGGCACUUGUGAAAUCUCUUGCCUGAAUGUGGGGAGGGGAAAAAAAGCAUUUUACAGGACAGUCUGUUAUUUAUUGUUACACAUGAAGGAAAUUACAAGGAGCUCAACGCCUGCCCCCAAGCAGUGCACUUUCCUGUGACAAAGCUGUUUGUGUUUCUCUGUGUAUUAUGAAUGACCUCACAUUGCAACUCUCUUUUUAUAAAUAAAAUUACUUUUUAUUAGAAGUA